ACACCCCCUCCGCCCACCACAAAACCCGCACUUUCAUCCCCAACUCAACACCGCCCGCGGUCUACUCCGUAAAGAUCAAAGAUCGCCUCCUCCAGUUCUUAUCUUCACCAUCCCCUCAUCCUCACCAGUGCCUGCGCCAGCGCCAGUGCUAAAGCCCACGUCUGAAGAUGGCCUUCUCGGCUUCUUCCUCGCUGCACUCUUCCCGUGUCGCCCGGCCCCUCGCUGCUAUCGACACCGCCCCGCCAAACUCAUCCAAAGGCAAACUUCUCUUUGCCAAAUCAAAGGUCUACGUCCACCCAACUCCCUCCGCAAAAGACAACAUCCCCGGCUUCAUCGCCCUCGUCCGGCCCCCGAAUGCCUCGUCCGACAGAGAGAUCCUGCUCGCGUGGAUGCCAGAGUCCCUCCUCAGAGGCGACGACUUCCGCGCCUACUCCAAAGUAGAUCUCCAUCCCGAGGACGGCCCGGCCUCGGACGUCUACGUCUCGCUCCCUCCCAUCUCCUCCAUCUCGACCUUUGCCUUCGCCAUCCCGCUCGCCCGCCUCUACUCCGUCAUGCUCCGACCGCCUUCUCUCGGCUGGUGGUGGGGCUCCAUCCUCAUCCACACCCGCGACGAGGACGUCGUCCCCGCGCUCUUCUUCCACGACGCAGAGUCCCAGAGCACAAUCCUCCAGCAAAAACAGCGAAACAAGAAAUUCACCCCCUUCGCCCCCGACGGCGACCUCUUCUGGGGCGGCGACCAGUUCAUGAAGUACCUCAGACGCUACUCCUCCGUCGAGAAAUCAACCUUCGAACAGCGCCUCUACCUCAUCAACCCCGACCCAGACGACCUGCUCUCCUUCUCGCCCCCCAACGCCCGCAUCGAGCCCGUCUCCGACCGCGACUCGCUUUCAAAACUCGUCAAAGACGCCCGCUGGAACGUGCUCGAGCGUCUCGCCCGCGUCACCCGCUUCUCCCGCCGCACCGCCCAGGACGUCAUCGGCAACUCGCCGCCGGCGGUGAGAGCCAUGCUCAACGUGCCCGAGGUCCGUCAGCUCGGCGACGACUUUGAUUCCGCGAGGGUCUAUCUUGCGAAAUGGGCAAUGACAAUCUCGGAGGAGGCGGAGCGGAAUAAGACAAAGAUCGUGUGGACCGACGUCGUCGGCGAUCAUAUCGGUUCUGACUUUGGUGUUUUGAACGUCGACGACCGCGUCGAGCGACGGAAUGAGGUCUCUAGUGAGGAGUGGAAGGCCUUCUUUGAUCAUUCGGGGAGACUCUGUAUUACUGUCAGUGAAGUCAAAGAGCGAAUCUUUCAUGGUGGCCUGGCUCCUGAUGUGCGCCCCGAGGCGUGGCUGUUCCUGCUCGGUCUCUACCCCUGGGACUCCUCCCAGCUCGACAGACAAGUGAUAAUGGCGUCCAAGCGCGACGAAUACUACCGACUAAAACGGCAAUGGUGGGACGACGUCGAGCGGCAAAAGUCCGAUCCGGUGUGGAAAGACCAGCGGAACCGGAUCGAAAAGGACGUGCAUCGGACGGAUCGCAAUAUCCCGCUGUUUGCGGGCGAGGACACGCCCCACCCGGACCCGGACUCGCCGUUUGCAAACAUCGGCACGAACGUGCAUCUCGAGCAACUCAAAGACAUGCUCAUUACCUAUAACGAAUACAACACCACGCUCGGGUACGUGCAGGGCAUGUCUGAUUUGCUGUCGCCGAUCUACGCCGUGAUCCAGGACGACGCGGUCGCGUUCUGGGCGUUUGUCGGGUUCAUGAACCGCAUGGAGCGCAACUUCCUGCGCGACCAGAGCGGGAUGCAUCGCCAGCUGCUCGCGCUCGAUAACCUCGUGCAGCUGAUGGAGCCGAAGCUGUACACCCAUCUCGAGAAAGCAGACUCGACAAACUUCUUCUUUGUCUUCCGCAUGCUGCUCGUGUGGUUCAAGCGCGAGUUCAAGUGGGAUGAUGUGCUGCGGCUGUGGGAAGUGCUCUGGACCGAUUACCUGACCUCGCAGUUUGUGCUCUUUGUCGCGCUCGCCAUCCUCGACAAGCACAAGGACGUCAUCAUGGAGCAUCUCGAGCACUUUGACGAGGUGCUAAAGUACAUGAACGAGCUCUCCAAGACGAUCGACGUCGAAGAAACCCUGACGCGCGCCGAGGCUCUUUUCUACCGCUUCCAGCGCACCGUCGAGGCCAUCGACCGCAAAAACAAGGAGCCGCUGCCCUCCGGCGGAGGAGGCUGGAGCUCGCCUAUCUCGGCGGUGCCGUCGAAUAACAGCAACGGCGCGUUCCCGGACGGGUUGCCGGAUAAGACUUUGCCGUUGAAGCCGGACGUGAGUGGGCGGAUUGUGAUUAGCGAUGUGCUGAGGGAGUUGUUGUCCAAGGAGAUUAUCGUGGUCAAGGACACGAUUCCGAUGGAGGAUUACGAGAGUUGAUUUUAUUUGCCUAUUUGUUUACUUUGUCUACUUUGUUUAUGGGAUCGGCUGGAGUUAUUCAUAUUCAUGUUUCUGUUUGUACGUUCAUUCUAUCUUGAUGAUA
Molecule: messenger RNA, 2505 nt
Organism: Myxozyma melibiosi
Lineage: Eukaryota; Fungi; Ascomycota; Lipomycetes; Lipomycetales; Lipomycetaceae
Product: rab-GTPase-TBC domain-containing protein
Exons: 2
Coding region: 168-2402 (744 amino acids)
Biological process (GO): activation of GTPase activity
Molecular function (GO): GTPase activator activity
Source: RefSeq, a predicted model, not a curated record